CGCUCGCUGAUGCUUGAGCGAACGGUACUUUUGGGAAUUUCUCGUCGUGUUUUUGUUUACCGUCAUCUAGUGUUCAUUUUGUCUUAAUUUGAAACGUUACUCGGUAAUUUAAUUUGUGAUUCAAUGUUUAUGUGACUUUCUUAGAAAUUUCGAACGCCGGUCUUUAUUGUUUACAUUUGUGGUGUGUAUUUAAAAGUGAAAGAGGAUUAAAAUGACAACGUGAUACAUUCUUUUUGUGCAUUGAUACCAAGUAACACGUCGCAUCUUGCACCGUGGCGUCCUCCUGAACAGCUCCAGAAGAUUUUAUUCAUCAAAAGAAAAAAAAAGAACAAGUGAACAGCAAAACAACGAUCAUUGAAAAAACCAACGAAUAAAGGAUUAAAAAGAAGAUAAAAAUCAAUUAAAAUGUCAUUCGUUCAGUGAGGCGAAAGAAAUGUCGACAACGAGUGGUAACGGAAGUGGUACUAGUACUAGCGGAGGAAGUACUAUAAUUGGAGUUGGAGGAGCUUUAAGUCUCAUGGGUUGUGUGAGGGAGGCUUCACCAUCACCCCAGGAACAUCAUCAUACUCUUGACAUGGGUGACUUUGCUAUGCACCGGAAUCAACGAAAUGUUGACACACUUCCGAAAGAAUUAAAGAAGAGGCGAUUUCAUCCUCUGCGAGGUCUUCGGAGAAUUUUCCGGAGAAAAAGUAGAAGUGCAGCAGACGCAAAGGUCGACUCUCGUGGCAGUGAUCGAACCAGUGAACUUGUGAUUCAUGACAGAGAAGAGAUGACACUAAGACAUCCUGCUGGACGUCCAGACGAUGCUAGAAGCCAAAGUGCUAGUGAAUUACUAACAGACUCCUGUGACCGUCAGAGGAGGAUAAAUCAAAAUAGUCGAUCUAUUUUUCCAAUUAUCUGUUAUUAUUUCAGCAAACGUGUCAUUGGCUGGCCUAAAAAAUACAGAAUAUCCAUGAGGAAAUCUUUUAAUCAUGUGUUCCUGAGGCGAAGUAGAGGUGAAGAGCCGUUUGGAAAACUACGAGGUACAUCAGGUCAACUCUCGGUGUCUCACGACAGUGUUUUCCCCGGAGAAGUACCUCACACUCGCCCACUCUCAUCCCUGGAUACCUUGGCAACUCUCCAAAGACGACAAAGCAAGACCAGUGAUGAAGCUGUUCAUAAAAAUUGUAAUCCUCAAGGCCCCUACAAUCAUCGAAUGUCUAAUCGAGUGUUGGAGCAAAUAAAGACUGCCAUAGAGAAUCGAAAUCAGCUGGCAUCAGCAGGAUCCACUUAUAGUUCACACGCUUCUAGAGAGCACUAUCAGCAGGAUACCACUGAGAAUCGGUUUACACGAUUGGAGAGACGAGAAAAAAUCGACGAAGGAGAAAAAUUUAGGGUAACACGGACAUUACAACAGGAUGAAAAUGAGAGGAUUAAUAAAGUGCCAAAAGAGGAAUUACCGGAGUUGGAGAUAGCUAGUUUAAAUCAUACUGCUGCUCAUCACCGUAUAUCGGUUCGACCGAAAAACCGACGACCACCACGACGUACAGCAACGAACACCAGUAUGUCUUGUUCAACGAUCACAACGAUAUCAGAAGGUUCUGACGUUUUGGAUAGUCUAGAGCCAAUAUCAACAAGCAACGAAAGUACACCAAUCGAUACAAAGAGUAUUUCAAUACUCCGGAAAUCUUCCAGCCGGUUAUCAAGAAACUCUGAUAUUUUUGAAGAACUUGAAGCAAAAUUGCCAAAGAAACCUUCAAGUUUAGCUUCUUUGUCACCAGAUAGUUUAGACAUAGGGUCAACAAGAGGAACAUUAGAUCAUACAGAUACAGAUGAUAGUCGUGAAUCUAAAUCAAUCACAAGAAAGUCUUCAAAUCGUAUUCCAAAGCCAUCAAAUCUUUAUGAUGAACUUGAGCUCAAAAUUCCGAAGAAAAGAUCAUCAACCAGUAGACUAUCAAAGUCACCAGACAGCCUGGAUAAUUCAUUUUCAAAAUCAACAGAAGGAUUCGAUAAAUUGAUUGAAGACGAGAAAGUACCAACAUUUGGAAGGUUGCAAAAUUUGAUGUCUAAAUCUAGUGAUGGCUUUGAUAAAUUAUCAGAGCAGAUGGAAGUGAAACCAAUGCCUAGAAGGUUUUCUAAUGUUAUAUCCAAGUCAACUGAUGCUUUCGACACCUUGACAGAACGAGACGAGCCACGUCCGGUUGCUAGAAGACUUCUACAUCCAGUUUCCAAGUUUCCAAAUGUUUCAAAAUCAUCUGAUAGUCUAGAAGCAAUACAAACCCUCGAGAGCGAUGAUUCGAUAGAGCGCAGGCGCAGUAGUUUCGAAAUUCGCCCAAGAAGAAGUCUGAAAGUAAUGUCUAUGUCAUCAGAAAAUUUCGAAGCCUUAGAGAAACCUCUAGAGUUGCAUAAAUUGAGCAGUGCAUCUGACGUUCACCUUUCGCGUAUGAAACACCAGUCGAAGAUGAAUAAUAAUAUUAUUUCUAAGUCUUCUGAAAAUUUCGAAAGCAUGGCAAACAGUAUUCAAGCCGCAGAGACUCAUAGAUCAAAUGAUUUUACUAAACCUAGUUGGAAAAGUUAUAAAAGAACUGUUUCUUCAGAAAGUUCAGACAAUCUGGAGCUUGAUGACAAAAUUGAAAAUCGUAGAGUUCGUAAACCACCAAAGAGAGUACCAAGUUCAAGUAUUGUUGAUGUAUUUCAACGUGAUAGUUAUCACGAGGAUGAAAGGAGACCAGUGUUGAUGAGGAAACCACCACGUUUACAGAAAUCUUCUGAAAGCUCAGAACUUGGUAGUACUGACACUAUUGACUCGGAGAAACGAAAUAAGUCUUCCGACAGCACCGAAACUCUUGAUAGUCUUGAGAAAGACCUAGAGCAAGACACCAGGGAUGAAGAUAUGUCAAGUAGCUUUGGUGAAAGACACGAUAAACAUGAUUCAUGGUCAUCAAAGCCAAUGGAUAUGAAGCAUGACAGAGAAACCGCUGAUGGAGUAGAGAAUUCCAGGCCUCUUUCGUUCACAGAUAAUAAAUCUUAUUGGCGUCAAAGUUCAGACUCAAAGGAAAAUAUCGACAUCCAUCAGCUUCUUUCAAUAGUCAGCCGUAUGACAGACAACGGUAAUAAUAAUCAACGGAACUCAGUACCAUUUCCGAAUAAACUCACAUCACCGCCAUCAUCUCCUGUGGUUAAACAGGAAGACAAUAAAUUAUUAUUUAAUAAUUUACUUACGACAAAAAAUAAUGAAGAAUUACAAAAUAUGUUAAAUGGAAACAUAUCUGAAGUGUCAACAGACACAAAAAGCUUUAAAGAAAAACUUAUCAUGUUUGAAAAACUCGGAAAAUGAAUAUAUAUAUAUAUAUAUAUAAUAAAA
Chelonus insularis is the source of this 3343-nucleotide messenger RNA. Its product is annotated as dentin sialophosphoprotein-like. The record is from RefSeq and is a predicted model, not a curated record. Bases 434 to 3316 code for a protein of 960 amino acids. Lineage: Eukaryota; Metazoa; Arthropoda; Insecta; Hymenoptera; Braconidae. The transcript has 13 exons.